GCUUAGAGUUUCACCUAACCAGUAGCACAUAGUUUAGUUAAUUUAUGCACAUAGAUUGGUUAAUUUAUGUGUAACAUGGACUGCGAUAGGGGUAUCGGGUGAGGGUGUUUGUUCAGGAACCAGAUAUCCUAAACCGUAAAGCUUAGGACACUUUAUAUUUUUCCAAAUGUUGGAGAUGGGCAUGCAAAUACGUCAUGUAUGUUUACAACUUAUAUGUUGUACAAGUUACCAAAAUAAUAAUUAUGCUGUGCAAUGCUUGGUUUACCAGUGUACUCAAAAUAAAAUGGGAUUUUGACUGCAAAUUGUGAACUUCUUUCCUCACCAUCUUUAGAAAGUGAAGGAUCCAAGUGCCUAAUUCGGGAAUGAGAAUGUUGGGCACAUCAAAUGCCCUUGCCCUUGUCGUAUCCAGAGGUACUUUGGUGGAAUUUGAAGCAAUAAUCUGAUCUUUUAGCAGAUGGAGAUUAAAAUCUGAAACAAAAAUAUCAGAUUGCAAAUUAUUCAAGCUGUAGGCUCUUUUAGUGAAAAUGAAUUUUUGAAGUAAGCAAACUACCACAUGAUAGAAUUAUUUGAUUUGAUUUGGCUAACUUCUAUGUUUGCUUUAUUCAUACUUAUAUACCAGGUAGAUUCUUCAAACACAACAGGUUGUUUUGAUCUCACAUGCCCUGGUUUUGUUCAAACUAGCAAUAAGGUUGCUCUUGGUGCUGCCAUAUAUCCAAUCUCGACCUCUGGAGGACUGCCAUAUCAAAUAACUGUGUACAUUUACAAGGAUACAAAUACCAGCAAUUGGUGGGUGCAGUAUAACGGCGUCAAUAUCGGCUAUUGGCCACCAGAUCUCUUCGGUGCGCUUAGAUACCACGCUGAGUCUGUGGAGUGGGGAGGGGAAGUCUACAGCUCAAAGAUAGGGACUCCUCCCCACACUGCAACUGCCAUGGGCAAUGGGCAGUUUCCGAAUUGGGACGACUACGGAUGCAGAUCCGGAUGCGUAAAACGAAUGCGAGUCCGCGAAAACUCUCUAGACUUGAGGUUUCCAGAGUUCGUCAACGCUUAUGCAGAUGAAUAUAGGUGUUAUGAUGUUUUUUACAUUGAGGAUUACGUUGAAGAUCCUGAAUUCUAUUACGGAGGGCCUGGUAAAAGUCUCUGGUGCCCUUGAGGACACUCCUAAUGGCAACUAGUCUGAAUUUCAGUGCAUUUUUCUCUCCUUUUUUCCUUUAAUGAUCAUAAGGUGUUAUUCAAUCAAUUAUGAGAAUCACAUUGGCGAUCAAAGGAAGUUCCUUUGUUAUUUUUUGGGCUGUAACCUGGGGUGGAAUGGUCAUUGAUGUUGAUGUGUGAUUCUUCUCAUAAUUGAAUAUGUAUUGUAAGAUAACAAGCGUAUCU
This is a messenger RNA of Rhododendron vialii, 1374 nucleotides long. RefSeq names its product protein neprosin-like. Bases 554 to 1150 code for a protein of 198 amino acids. The transcript has 2 exons. Lineage: Eukaryota; Viridiplantae; Streptophyta; Magnoliopsida; Ericales; Ericaceae. The record is from RefSeq and is a predicted model, not a curated record.